This is a messenger RNA of Tuber aestivum (summer truffle), 1490 nucleotides long. NCBI's taxonomy places the organism in Eukaryota, Fungi, Ascomycota, Pezizomycetes, Pezizales, Tuberaceae. The record is from the annotation of a GenBank genome assembly.
AAGGACCCGCAGACAAUCCUCCGAGAUACGAAAUAACCCCAGGCUUCUCUCCUAACAACUAACCCUAAUACCUCGCCGUCAUGUUUCCUCCCGGUCGCGGUAACGACGGUCUAUACGUGGAUCGCAGAUUUGUGAUCAGCCUGUUCGGCACGAGCCUUGUACUCACAGCGGAGGGAAAAGAUGUCUUGCUGAGGGAGUAUGAAGAGGGAAGUGAGAACCAAAUCUGGGUCUGCAAAAUGAACCGUUACAAUCGAUUUGGGAUGCGGAAUGUAGCGACCGCGCGUCUGCUGGGCCGGAGCGGUCAAAAUAGUCGAAUUGGGUGCUACGUGACGGAGCAUCUCGAUUGGGCAAGCCUUACUUUCACGAGGCUGGACGAGGGCGGCUAUUCGCUAAUGGUUAUGAGUGUCGACCAACAAUAUCAAUUCCCAAUUCAGUUUAUCGAUGGAGGUAGUCCCUGUUUAAGGAUCGGGGGGGGGAGAGCUCAGUUUGGGCUGCAUCAGCUCAAGAACUCCGUCUUCAGGCGGUUUGAGUGGGUAAUCCCGAAUCGUCUCGCACGCUCUUCUGCACCAUACUAUGAUGGCGAGGAUUCCGAUGAGAGUAUUAACGAAACCUCAAUCGAGUUCCUGGCCAAGCAUGGUAUACAGAACAUCAUCAGCUUGAACUCCGUUGAGCUAUCGCCACGGGAGAGGGGCAGGCUACGUGCCGCCAAGAUCUCGUAUUCGUACAUGCAGACUCAGCAGUGUUCCGCUCCUACCCAGGAGCAAUUUGAUCAGAUCUGGAAUGCAUUUGAAAAAGGGGGGGUUACCAUCGUCUACUGCGGAUUUGGAGAUGGGAGGACCGGAACGGCUAUCAGUGCAAUUCAAAUCUUCCAGGGUCGUAUCCUGAGCGAAAUGGAUUACAGGGCGAACGGUGUGCAAUGCACCAGCCAGAUAGAGGCAUUAAAUGCAUUAAGGGAAAGAAUUGAUGGGUGAGUCUCUCUUCGGAGACAGUGUCUGCCUUUUCAAACGCUGAUAGCGAAAUAGUGUCGAUAACGAUAGCGAUUCUCCCGACCCCCAGGAUAAUCAACCCCCACCAUAUACAGCGCUUAAAAAAGACAAGUAAUAGGAUACACGACGAUGGGAUUAUGUGAGGAUGGUAGGAUAAGGAGGAAUGCGUAUUAGCGAUCAGCGGUAGUGCCUUGGUACGGUAGUGUAAUUAGGAAAUUGUGCGAUGGUUGGGCGGCUCGCACCGGCGAUGCGCUACAGGUACAUGUAAGGGAUUGACGGAAAAGCGCAGAAUCCGUUGCUGUUAGGGAGAACAAGUGGGCUGAGCGCGAGGGGGCUAAGAAAAGACAUUUCUGUUUCUAUCAGUUUUCGAUUUGGGAAGGAGUUCGCUGCUCGUCACUUAUGACCUUUGGUUUCAUAAUGAGGGUGGUGGGUGGCACUCCGUUGCUCCUGAUUUUGUUCGGCCACCCUUGGCUUUAUUAUUGGCCAAUUCCCUAGCUCUACCUA